AGAGCACCCACCUGCCCCUGCCGGAGGAGGAAGAGCUCUCACCUGCCCCUGCCGGAGGAGGCGCACCCACCUGGCCCUGCUGAGGAGGCACACCCUUUGCCACUGCUGGCGAAGGAGCACACACCUGGCCCUGCUGGAGGAGGCACACCCAUCUGCGCCUGCUGGAGGAAGAGCAUCCACCUGCCCCUGCCGGAGGAGGCGCACCCCUGCCCCUGCUGGAGGAAAAGCAACCACCUAGCCCUGCCGGAGGAGGCGCACCCCCUGCCCCUGCUAAUGGAAGCGCACCCAUCUGGCCCUGACUGCUGGAGAUCCGGAAUUGGAGGAAGGAGAAAGAGCACCUACCUCGCCAUGGCCCUGCUGGAGGAGACGCACCCACCCACCUGGCCCUGCUGGAGGACACGCACCCACCCACCUGGCCCUGCUGGCCCACCUUGCCCUGCUGGAGGAGGCGCACCCACCUUACACUGCAGGAGGAGGCGGCGCACCCACCUGGCCCUGGCUGCUGGAGGAAGAGCACCCACCUGCCCCUGCCGGAGGAGGAAGAGCUCUCACCUGCCCCUGCCGGAGGAGGCGCACCCACCUGGCCCUGCUGAGGAGGCACACCCUUUGCCACUGCUGGCGAAGGAGCACACACCUGGCCCUGCUGGAGGAGGCACACCCAUCUGCGCCUGCUGGAGGAAGAGCAUCCACCUGCCCCUGCCGGAGGAGGCGCACCCCUGCCCCUGCUAAUGGAAGCGCACCCAUCUGGCCCUGACUGCUGGAGAUCCGGAAUUGGAGGAAGGAGAAAGAGCACCUACCUCGC
Drosophila ananassae is the source of this 802-nucleotide messenger RNA. RefSeq lists its product as uncharacterized. Bases 274 to 729 code for a protein of 151 amino acids. The record is from RefSeq and is a predicted model, not a curated record. The transcript has 3 exons. Lineage: Eukaryota; Metazoa; Arthropoda; Insecta; Diptera; Drosophilidae.